Molecule: messenger RNA, 579 nt
Organism: Trichoderma aggressivum f. europaeum
Lineage: Eukaryota; Fungi; Ascomycota; Sordariomycetes; Hypocreales; Hypocreaceae
Exons: 1
Coding region: 1-579 (192 amino acids)
Source: RefSeq, a predicted model, not a curated record
AUGUCAGUGAAAGACAAUCCGCCACCGAAGCCUGCGUGCGCCCGCACAGAGCGCAUCGCAUCGCAUCACAUCGGAUUUCCCCUGAGCAGCCUCGUCGGCAUGGGCGUUGCCGAAUACGUGCUCUCGCCCCGAAACAAGUUCAAGUUCUAUUCAUGGCGUGUUGCAACUUGCGCGGCCAGUUUAGGCGAAAAGGAUUGGCCAGCUCAAUCAAUUGCGGCACUUGGCUUCCGUCCUGAGCUGUUGGGCGAGGCUGGAGUGACUCAAAAGGACCAGGCAAGGCAAGCCGCGUUUGAAAAGAUCAGGGAUCAACCAACGCUGCAGAAUGAUGGCGACGAGGAGAGAGGAUUGCGCCCUGCUCGGUUGGAGAGUUUGCUCUGUUCUACUUUCGUCCCAGGGGGGGCGAUGAUCUCCUGUCGAAGGAUUGACGAAAUGCAACGGCGCCAAUCUCAUCGCCGUCAUCGAAGCGCCCCAUCUUUGUGGUUCAGGCGGCAGCUGGAGGCUCGCGACUGGAUGCCUUGCGGCCCUGCUAGGCGUUUCGAGUGUAAAAGAGGAUUCGAGGGGGGUCGCAGCGGAGGUUGA